Messenger RNA from Suillus clintonianus, 1048 nucleotides. RefSeq lists its product as uncharacterized. Bases 53 to 961 code for a protein of 302 amino acids. The transcript has 3 exons. Lineage: Eukaryota; Fungi; Basidiomycota; Agaricomycetes; Boletales; Suillaceae. The record is from RefSeq and is a predicted model, not a curated record.
UAGGUAUUUGCAGUUUACUGAGUUGGUUUACAGUGGUUUUACUCUUUCAUCAAUGCAGCGGUCAAGGGCUCUUGCUGGGCUCUGCAACGGUUACAAGCAGGGAACUCGGUCAUACUCCACGAAGAGUCCAUUCGCAUCCUUUAUUUCAGAUGUAAAGGUUCCAGAGUCUGUAGCAACUUCGGUAGAAGAAACACGUCGGAAUGCCCCAAGACUCAGUUCAUUGGGAGACAUAGAAAUUCCUUCUAUCAUUCCCACAUCCACCACUUCUCUGUUUGCUGCACGUGCUGCUCAGAGGCAGAAGAGGCUUCAGGCUGAAGCCGCGCCCAAAGAGACCAAAGCAAAAGUUAUAGACACACCGAAGCCAAACUCACCUGCUUCAGGUUCUCUGCUAUCUAGAAAGUCUCACAGACCCCCGAAGGACGAGGAGAGACCUUCUAAUGAUGGGCCAUCGAACCCACAGACCUCUGUUCAUCGUCGUCCAACACGGCCCCUUCCUACGGGAACUAGGUCAGCACCAGCAGAAAUGCGCACAGACCGACGGAGGGAAGGCCCAAGAGUCGCAAAGCCAAGUCGUAUUGUCAAGCCACCAUCCCCCGUCAAGGAUGUCGAUCAAGUGGACACAUCUGAUUCCGCUCCGCCAGCAUUGCAUGUUAGCUUCAACAACACCGACUUGUCGGAGCUGUUCAGUUCACCUGCCCUCAUUCCUUAUAUCGCUCAGUCAUCAGUUGCCCAAUCACGCAUUGACUCUCGGGUGCAACUCUUGAAAGAACGCGCCGGCGAUUACUCGCGAUAUCUUUCAGGCAAAGUUGAACCUACAACACAGACGCAAGGGUCAGUGGAUUAUGCGAAGUUGAUUUUGGCUCGGAGGAGAGAAGUUGGUCUGAAGCCGAGGCGCGCCGCCGUGGAGCUCAUGCAGCAAGCAGGACUCAAUUCCACGUCAGUUUCUGCAACUUCGUUAUAACUUUGAUCAGCCAUUCGUUCAUAAUGAAAUUUUGUUCCAUCGAAUAGAGAAAAAAAAUGACCACUACUAGAUACAUGCCUGGGGACA